ACGAUACCCGGCAUAUUCUUCUAGGCCUGGCCAAAGGGGGAGUGGAAAUCUUGGGCCGGGAAUGGAAGGAAGGGGCAGCAGCAAAUUCGCGAUGGAUGCUCUCUUGCGCUAGUCCUGUGACACAGCGAUCUUGCUCUGCUGCUGGAAAUCCCUCGAUCCAUCGCCUAGGGUUUGGGUGGAUGAGGCAUUAGGCUGUUUGGGGGAUCUAUCAAGUUUGGGCGCCAGGCGAUGGCCGAGCUCAGCCCGGCAUUGGCAGAUCUCGAUGGCCAGCUCAAGGAUCUCUUCCGGGCUCUCUCAUCCGGCUUCCAGAAGAUGGACAAGAUCAAGGAGCCUGCCCGGCAGAGCAAGCAUCUGGAAGAGCUCACCGCCAAGAUGCGCGAGUGCAAGAGGCUCAUCAAGGAGUUUGAUAGAGAGAUCAAGGAGGAGGAGUCGAGGAACCCACCGGAUUUGACAAAGCAGCUGAAUGAAAAGAAGCAGUCACUGAUCAAGGAGCUCAACUCGUAUGUGGCCCUGCGCAAAACGUACACGAGCUCGCUGGGGAACAAAAAGGCAGAGUUGAUGGAAGGUGGCAGUGCCGAAGGUGCUCGCACUGACCUCACGGAUCCAAACGUGAAGAUGGCGUCCACAAUGUCAAACCAGCAACUCAUGGACGCUGGCAAGAAAACCAUGGACGAGACGGAUCAGACGAUCGAGCGCUCCAAAAAGGUGGUCGAGGACACCAUCAACGUCGGCGCUCAAACAGCUCUUACGCUCAAAGGACAAACGGAGCAAAUGGGCAGGAUCGUGAAUGAGCUAGACAACAUCCAAUUCUCCAUCAAGAAGGCGUCUCAACUCGUCAAGGAGAUUGGCAGACAGCUUGCCACAGAUAGAUGCAUACUGUUCUUCCUGUUCCUCAUUGUCGUGGGUGUCAUUGCCGUGAUCGUCGUCAAGGUUGUGGAUCCCAAGAACAAGAACAUCCGCGAUCUUCCCGGAUUGACUCCCGUCGCGAACACCAGCCACAUUCUUUUCAACCGACGCAUGGGUGGACUUUGAUGAUCUUUCCUCGCAUCGCAUACCUUAAGAGUUUUGAUUGAUUGAUUAAUGUAUAGAAAUAAGUACUUAAUCGCUAGUCCUACA
This is a messenger RNA of Selaginella moellendorffii, 1116 nucleotides long. RefSeq names its product novel plant SNARE 13. The transcript is spliced from 10 exons. Gene Ontology annotation, cellular component: endoplasmic reticulum membrane; SNARE complex; late endosome membrane. Gene Ontology annotation, molecular function: SNAP receptor activity; SNARE binding. Lineage: Eukaryota; Viridiplantae; Streptophyta; Lycopodiopsida; Selaginellales; Selaginellaceae. The record is from RefSeq and is a predicted model, not a curated record. Bases 229 to 1032 code for a protein of 267 amino acids. Gene Ontology annotation, biological process: vesicle fusion.